Messenger RNA from Lymnaea stagnalis (great pond snail), 8739 nucleotides. The record is from the annotation of a GenBank genome assembly. NCBI's taxonomy places the organism in Eukaryota, Metazoa, Mollusca, Gastropoda, Lymnaeidae.
UCAAUUUUGUCAUCAAAGCUGUGCUCAUGACGGCACAGUUGGGCUGGCGGUUACUGCCGUUGGUGAGUUUGAUAUGGUUUAGGCAAAUGCUCAGUGCCUCGGGCUUGUUAAAGGAGUCCAAAUAAUCAUGUAGCAAUGAACACUAUCAACUCAAAUUAUUGAAUUCCAAAAGAAACAAUUUAAACACUGAAGGCUCACAUCCAAGUCCUUAGACUAAUGUUAUUGACCCGAAAAUUCUUUACGGGAAUUUCUUAAUCAUGCACAGAUGAACUUGUUUUAUUAUUUAAAACUAGAGUAAAAGACUCGAUGUCAUCGGGAUAAUAUUGGUAGGUCCUUUGCUAUAAUUUCUGACUGCUAUUGCAAAAACUCAUCCCAAUUCAUAACUUUUAAAAUGUAAUGACAUUUACGUUGAUAACAUCAUUAUGUUUUGAGAAGUGUUUAUCUGCUAUAUAUGAUUCGCGUACCCUACACCCUUUCACGCUCCUAAACUACUGUUCCCCCUCUAAACAUCACCUUGAAUUACCCAGUCUAAAUCUACAUUAAAAAAUUAUUAAAAUUGCCGUUUUUUAAAAAUUAAACAUUAUCAGAAAAUCUUAAAACCAACAAUUCUUUGAUCUAAGAAGAAUCUCGCCAAUGUUUUUCACGCCUAUUUCAGAUUUUACUGUCUUAAAAAAAAAUUAAAUUGUUAAUCUCUUAAAAAUACACACCUCUUUACUUUUUGCAAAGUAACAACAAAAAUAUAUUUUCAUUUUUUUAAAAAGAAAAUAUUAACCCAUCUUCAUUUGUCAAAAUUUAAUUUUUCAAGUGUGUAAAAUGAUUGGGUUUUGAUACUUAUAGAUAUACUUAGAUAAGUGUACCCAAGAUUUGUUAACGCUAUUGAUUGUCUUAAUUGGUAAAAAUAUGUUUAUUUGUAAAAAUAGAAUUUAACAUCUCUUUUUUCAGAAACAUAAUACCAUAGGAUUUAAAUAUAUUGUCAUCCACAUAAAAAUGUACACAUCCUUUUUCAUACCACCGAUAUGAAUGUACCCAAGGAGGUUAAUUAUUGAUCAAAUUCAUUCCCUUAUUUUGAGGCGUAUCUUGUAUUGCCAUGGGCAAAAUGAAAUUACCCAUAUUUGUAAACAGAGAAUGUAACAUUUUAUUUUUUUAAAUGGAAUACCAUAGGAGUUAACGAUGUUGUCAUCCACCUAAAACUAUACACAUCUUAUCUGCUACCUCCGAGAUGUAUUUACCCAAGAAAAUUAUUUAUUUAUCAAUCUCAUUCCUUUUUUUGGAGACAAUAUCUUGUUUUUAGAGGGAAAAAAAAAACUUUAAUUCAAGGGCACAGAAAGGAGUAAAUUUUAAGUAUUUCUCUAGCGUAGUAAUUGUCCAUCAAUGUACUUCUUUAGUGACAAAUGUUAUAUAAUUAGUACUUACUUAGACUGGGUAAUUUAAGGUCAUGAUUAGAGGGGACAAAUGUAGUUUAGGAGCGUGAAAGGGAGUAGGGUAGGCGUAUAAUAUAUAGCAGAUAAAUGCCUCUCAAAAUUAAAUGAUGAAAGAAACGUAAAAAAAUCAUUAUAUUUUUAUAGUUAUGGAUUGUGAUGUUUUUUUACAAUAGCAGUUAGAAAUUAUCGCAAAGACCAAUCAUUAUUAUACCGAAAACAUCGGGUUAUUUAUUCUAGUAUUGCCUUGGGCAAAAUGAACUUACCCAUUUUGUAAAAAGAUAAUGUAACCUUUUUUUUCAUAAAUAAAACCCCAUAGGAGCUAAUUAUAUCGUCAUCCACGUAAACAUGGAGACAUAUUAUUUCCUAUAUCCGACAUGUAUUUACCCAAAAAGUUUAAUUAUUUAUCAAAUUAAUUCCUUUAUUUUGAGACGUAUCUUGUGCUGUCUUGGGCAAAUUGAACUUAUACAUAUUUGUAAAAAGAGAAUGCAACAUCUCUUUUUCACAAACGUAAUAACAUAGGAUUUAAAUAUAUUUUCAUCCACGUGAAAAUGUACACAUCCUAUUAACUACCUCCGAUAUGAAUGUACCCGAGACGGUUAAUUAUUUAUCAAAUUCACUCCUUUAUUUUGAGACGUAUCUUGUGCUGCCUUGAUCAAAAUAAACAUACACAUAUUAAUAAAUAUUUGUAAAAAGAGAAUGUGGCAUCUCUUUUUCACAAAUGGAAUAACAUAGGAGUUAACUAUACUGUCAUGCACAUGAAAAUAUUCACAUCCCAUUUCCUACCUCCGAUAUGUAUGUACCCAAGAAGGUUAAUUAUUAAUCAAAUUCAUUUCUUUAAUUUAAAACGUAUCUCGUGCAGCCUUUAGCAAAAUGAACAUAUAAAUAUUUGUAAAAAGAGAAAGUGGCAUACCUUUUAUCACAAAUGUAAUACCACAGGAUUUAAAAAUAUUGUUAUCCUCGUAAAAAUGUACACAACCUACAUCCUACGUCCGUUAUGUAUAUACCAAAGAGGUCAAUUAUUUAUCCAAUUCAUUCCUUUAUUUUGAGACGUAUCUUGUGCUUCCUGGAGCAAAGUGAACCACCCCUCCCCACCCAGAUUUAAAUAAAUUUAGAAAAUCUUUCACCGGAUUUUAGUCCUUUCCAUACCCAUACUAAUAUAUUUUGCAGUUCAUAUGGUUCGUUCUUAUUUGUAUGGUUGGAAUUUAUUACGUUGUAAUUUUAAUAAAAGUAUAUAUUUGGAAUAAAAAAGGCAAAACUUUUUAAAUGUUAAAAUAUUCAAAGCUAAAAUAUGUGUGUGUUUUAUUAAAAAUUCAAAAAGCAAUCAAUUGUAUUUAUUAGGUUUACUUUUAAAAGGGAAAAUACAUUGUCAGUUUUAUCAAGCAAGGUUAUUAACUUGCAUCUUCAGCCUGGGACCCAUUUACCCAGAAGAGCAUUGACAGGUUGGAGGCGGUCCAGCGACGAGCAGCACGCUUUGUCCUAAACCGCUACAGGAAUACCUCUAGUGUUGGCAGCAUGCUAGAAACACUAGGCUGGUCACCAUUGGAGAAACGACGACGACAAUCCAGGCUCUCCAUGAUGUACAAGAUAAAUAAUGGGCUGGUCCACUGUUCCAGUAUUAAACAGAAACUCGUCCCUCUCCCCCAUAGACAGCGACGAGGCCAUGACAGGCAAUUCAGGCUCAUACCAGCAAGAAGCCAGUAUAGGAGCUGCUCAUUCCUGCCCAAGACAAUCAGGGACUGGAACCAUCUUUCAAAAGGAACAGUUGAGGCGACAACACUAGACACAUUUGUGUCUAUUGCCUCAAGCCUUCAAACCCCUAGUGCAUAAUUUCAUCAUCACCACCAGUAACAGAAACAUUGCAAAUCCCAUCUACAUGCAUAGGAGCCAAAAUGAUCAAUAAAUUGAUCGUGGGCCCUUAAGAUAUAGAAGAAGAAGAACUUUAAAGAAACCUAAGAGUUUUGGCAAAAUAGGCUAUUCACCCUUUGACGUCAUUGGCGUGAUUAUUUAUGACAAAUUAAUUUUAUUUGUAAUUCGCAAUAUUAACAACGCACUAAAAGGCGCACUAAAAUCGACUGAUACUUGUGUUUUCCCGAUAAAUGUGAUUACGGUGUAAUUCUUUAAGCAUGAUUUUUAAAUUUUUUUAUUUUUUCAUAACUUUCAAACACAUAUAAAAUGCUAAAUUUAGUUCCUUAGUUGAUACUUUAAAUGUAUUUGUAAUUCAUAAUAAUAAUAUUUAAACUUUUACUAAAAUAAAAGUGGAUUUAAAAUAUUUUUUGCACAUUUAAAUUUAUUCGAUUUUCGUAAAAUAAUAGAACAUAACUAUGAUUGUUUUUAGAAAUCUGAACGGACUUAAAAAGUUCUUGCUUUUGGCGUUAUGGGAACCUAGCUCAUUCUUAUAUAUAUAUAUAUAUAUAUAAUAUCUAAGCAAUACAUUUUAAAAAAAAAACUUAGAAUUUGUAAAAAAUAAAAAAAAAAUUUUAAAAAAAAAAAAAAAAAAAAAAAAAAAAAAAAAAAAAAGAUAAUGAAUAAAAAUAGUAAUUCUUUUUAUCUUCAGUAUGAUUUUGAUCGACGAACUGGGAAAUGGUGGUACAAGGAAAAUACCGUAAGUACAAGAUCAGAUUUAUUUAAUAGCUUUAAUAUCCAUUCUUUGCAGAAUAAAUGGAAUCCUUUCCAACAGUUAAAAAAAAUCGGAAUAUUUUUCAAGUUAGAUCUAUAAAUUAAUUUUACAAAUUACUUUUACUAACCAACAAACCUUUUCAGGUAACUCAGGCACUCAAAAGCAAAUCAACGUCACAAUUUCAGAUCAUUCAUCCCAUCAAAAUUCUUUCAAAGUCAUCAUUUCAGGUCAAUCACCCACUCAAAAUCCUUUAAAAUCAUAUCCAGGUCAUUCAGCCUCUCAAAAGCCUUUCGGAUAUGACCUUUACAAAAGGCAGCUUUAAAAUGAACAUCAGCAAAGACUUGAAAGUCGAAUGUUCAAAGGACACAAUCACAAACUCGAAAUCUCCAACUUGGUUAUUGGACGGUUCAAUACCAGGGCUGUACUACGAGGUAAGCAAUCAAUACAAGAAAAUUGAGUUGGAAACUGCAUCCUCUUUCAAAAUCCAUUAUACUAACUUUGUCUAUGUCAGUCUGUUUAAGGUAUGGUCUUCAGAAGGCUAACUGACCCAUUUUCCGUCAUCCUAUCGACAACUUGAAGCGAUAGCGCUAAAAUUAUUGAACAGUUUGGCUCAAUCUUUGAGGAGAAUUAAAAAUGCUACAAAAUCAUUUAAGAAACAUUUUUUUUUUGUUUAAUAAGAUUUUGUUUAAUAAUGGCUUCCGAGUCAUUAGAUCAUGUGAGACCCAGCUUCUCGAAUUUGUAGAAGACUUGAUGACCAAUCUGGAGAACCACAAGCAGACUGACGUGCUAGUAAUGGACUUCGCAAAAGCAUUUGACCGGGUGAAUCAUAGUUUGCUUCUACACAAACUCCAGAUAUAUGGGAUUCAAGGCACCACUAAAACAUGGAUCUCUAGCUUCCUCAGCCACCGACGCCAAGCAGUAGUGGUGGGCGGUACAAUCUCCUCCUUUGUCAAUGUGAAGUCAGGGGUCCCCCAGGGAUCAGUCCUGGGCCCCUGUUUGUUCCUAGCAUACAUUAAUGACCUACCGGAGAAACUGGCAUCACAGGCAAGACUGUUCGCAGAUGACACAGCAGUGUAUAGGACGAUCGCCAAUAGAUCUGACCAGGACCAGCUGCAACAGGAUCUCAAUCUGUUAGCUGAGUGGGAGAUGAGCUGGGACAUGGAAUUUCACCCUGCCAAGUGCCAGACACUAUCAAUCUCUAGAAGUUGUACUCCUCUACACUACCAAUACAAACUGCACGGCCAUAUUCUUGGGCAAGUUUCAUCCGUAAAGUACCUGGGUGUUACCAUUCAAAGAGAGGUCCGCUGGGACGAGCAUAUUAACAAUGUAUGUAACCAAGCAAACCAAGCCUUGGGGUUCUUAAGGCGAAAUCUAAAGAUUGGCAACUCCUGUGUGAAAGAAAGAGCAUAUAAAGCCUUUAUCCGUCCGAUUUUAGAUUAUGCAUCUUCAGUCUGGGACCCAUUUACCCAGAAGAGCAUUGACAGGUUGGAGGCGGUCCAGCGACGAGCAGCACGCUUUGUCCUAAACCGCUACAGGAAUACCUCUAGUGUUGGCAGCAUGCUAGAAACACUAGGCUGGUCACCAUUGGAGAAACGACGACGACAAUCCAGGCUCUCCAUGAUGUACAAGAUAAAUAAUGGGCUGGUCCACUGUUCCAGUAUUAAACAGAAACUCGUCCCUCUCCCCCAUAGACAGCGACGAGGCCAUGACAGGCAAUUCAGGCUCAUACCAGCAAGAAGCCAGUAUAGGAGCAGCUCAUUCCUGCCCAAGACAAUCAGGGACUGGAACCAUCUUUCAAAAGGAACAGUUGAGGCGACAACACUAGACAUAUUUGUGUCUAUUGCCUCAAGCCUUCAAACCCCUAGUGCAUAAUUUCCUCAUCACCACCAGUAACAGAAACAUUGCAAAUCCCAUCUACAUGCAUAGGAGCCAAAAUGAUCAAUAAAUUGAUCGUGGGCCCUUAAGAUAUAGAAGAAGAAGAAGAAGAUUUAAGAAAACCAAAGCGCAGUGAGCAUGCUACAGCAGCAUGGAGAUCAGCGCUAGAUCAAUAUCCAAACAAUCGAUCAAAACACAUUCUUUCAAAUGUUCAGGCCCGAGCCGCAACCCGCAAACCCAUUAAAAUCAGCCUCUCCUGUUUUUCAUGGAGAAGAUAAAUGAAGUACGAUUCGCUCAAUGGGUGCGUGUCUUGGUGUGGAGAUUAGUUGUGCAGCUGUUGCUGUGUGCUUUGUAUUCGUGACCCAUUUUGAUAUGCGGUAAAAAAUAAAACGUAUUUUUGUACGGGGAGAAUGGAGGAAAUUAUGAAACGUGUUUUCGCCAGAAGUUUAUCCAUGUACAUAACGGCUUCGCAAUAAAUAAUACAUUACGUACAAUUACAUAAAUGCACAAAAAGUGUUUGUAAAUGAUUCACACGAACAAGUUUGUUUUUAGGUUUUUAUUUAAGGCGCUGUCUUUCUGUUCUAAUUAGAAUGAAAAGUGUGUCAUUGUUGUCUACACAUCGGAACAGCAGAUGGACGUGCUGGAUCUUAAUGGAUUUAUUGAAUGUCACUAUCAUUGAGAUGCCUCUAACUUUGCUCUGCGUCCAAAACUAAUAUUGCGUCUUUUUAAGAUUGAAAAAGGUAGCCUAAAAUAGCUCUUAAAUAUCUAGACUAAAAUAGCUCUGAAAUAUCUAGCCUAAUAUAGCUCUGAAUUAUCUAGCCUAAAAUAGCUAUUAAUUAACUAGCCUAAAAUAGCUUUGAAAUAUCUAGCCUAAAAUAGCUUUGAAAUAUCUAGCCUAAAAUAGCUCUGAAAUAUCUCGCCUAAAAUAGCUCUGAAAUAUCUCGCCUAAAUUGGCGCCGAAAUAUGUAGUCUAUAAAAUAGCUGUGUUACAAAUGUCAGCUCCCUCGGAUGAGCAAAUUCUCGAUUAAAGUUUCGUUAUAAAUCGUUAUUCUAACCAUUACAAAAUGCUCAUGGAAUUGUAGUCACAUAAACGACUGAGUCCUAUAACUGACCGAGUCACAUACACAGCUGAGUCCUAUAACUGACCGAGUCACAUACAUGGCUGAGGCACACAAACGACCGAGUAACUUUAUCAACCGAGUCACAAAACGAUUGUGUCGCCUUAUCGACUGAGCCACAUACGAACACACCAUAUGCCUAUAAAAAUGAAGUACGUUGUGCAUUGUAUUGACAUGUUUGUAUACUUUGCUGGGGAGCGAUUUGAUACGUUUUCCCAUGAAUUCUAACCUGAAUUAAAUGUAAACCAUUAAAAAGAUUCUGAAGAGUUUUGACCUGUAGCAUCUAAUCAAUUAUAUGACAUAGAAUACUUUGCUGGAGAGCGAUUUGAUACGUUUUCCCAUGAAUUCUAACCUGAAUUAAAUGUAAACCAUUAAAAAGAUCCUGAAGAGUUUUGACCUGUAGCAUCUAAUCAAUUAUAUGACAUAGAAACACAGCUUUAAUUUAUUUUUUUUAUUUUUUUAAUGCAGGAAAUCUUAGAGAGGGCACGCUACCUUUUUGAAGAGGCCAACGAGGUAUGUCCCUUCUUUACAACAACUCUUUGACUAUUUUAAAUGACAUAUAUUAUGUCUUCUGCCUGCUCCUCUAGAUGUGAAUCAGAAUAAUUUUAAAAAAUAAUAAGCAACUCUUUGGGAAAAGAUUUACCCCAUUUUUCAUUUAAACAGAAACUUAUUUCAUUUCCCAUGAACAAGUAGUGAAAACAAAAUAAAAUUAUAAUAAAUAAUUUAACGAAGCAUUUUAAAAGGGGAAUUUAACAAUCGCACGAAUUUAAAUUAGAGUUUCACUUCUUAAUUUCAUGACUUCCCAGCGUGGACGGUUCGAAAGUCGCGACCAAACACGUGACUAUGACGAGGUGGCUCACAAGCUGCGAUGGUUCAUGCUACCGAGUGAGGCGGUCGACGUCAUUUAUGGAAGAAAAGUGAGCGAGGAUACAAUUUUUUUUCUUCCUGUUUUUUUUUGUUCAGCUUUGCGUACAUGUAAAAUGAUUUGUUCUAUACCUAUACGCCAUACGCUUUAUUUUUAAAAAUUGUAAAGCGCUUAGAGCUGUAAGGUAAGCGCUAUUACAAAUAUGCCUUAAUAAAUACGCUCGCUUGACUAAUUUCUUUGAACGUAUCAAGGAUAUCAUUACGAUCGUUUGGGAUCGUUACGUCAUUGCAACGGGGCUACCGAGUCUACGAUGUCAACGCAGAGUGGCGGGACGGUUCUUUUAUAUUAAAUAAUAAUAAUAAUAAUAAUAAUAAUGUGUUAACUGAUUAGUUCUCACUAUAUGGGUUGUUUUUAUUAUUCUUUAAAUCCAUACGUAAAAACGGCAUUGAAUCAAAUCUUUGACUCGCCCUGGGGGGGGGGGCACUGAUGGCAACCGUGAUUUAUCUCAAGGUAUAACGGUAUUGAAAACAUCGUGUGUUUUAUUUUACACUAAAUCCUUAUAAAGUGGAGAGGUAUAUAGAAAAUGUCUUUCCCCAUUUUCAAAGGAAGAAAAAUCCUACACCUGUAAUUGGAGAGCUACUAGCUUACUAUUUACUCAUGGAUGUAAUAUUAUUUCCAGGUGACCUGUGUAGCCCCAGAACAUCUUCCCUUCCUUCCCGUGACCUUGGCGGAAAAGUUGAAAGCCCAGAGCAACAACCGUUACAAAUGAGACGCAAGUAGCCCCUUCAUCGAUUUGAAGAAGGCAUUGCGGACAGCUCAUGGGGGCUCCUAUUCGCAACAACC